AUGAUGGAGGAGCAACAGCUGGAGCUCCUCACCUUCCAUGAAAUGUGGGAAGAUAAAAUGAAGGACUACGAUGAGAAAGCGGAUGACCUGCUAUACCAACUUAACCGUCAACACAUGAUGGACAUGCAAUCGCAGGAGGAUAUCAUUCGACUGGGGCUCAUGGAAAAGCGACUGCGACCUUCCAAGACGCUGGUGGACCUUCGUGACGAGUUAAAGAACUUUGUCCAGCAGAGGAUGUACGCUGAUGCUGAGCAUGUACAGAAGAAGAUCGUUCAGCGUGAGGCAGAGGAGCUGCAUGAGUUUGAGGUGGAGCAGGAAAGGAAACUACAGGAGCGUUUGCUGGCGGUGGCGGAGCGGCUGAGGGUGGAGCGGGGAGCGGUAGAGCAACGACUUGCCAUGAACCGCGAGGAAUUGCUGGCCGAACGCCGACAGGACUUUGACGCACUAGUGAAGAGACACAGCGCUGCCCUACGUGGGCAGGAGCAGGCCACUGCUCUCAUCAUUUCUAGGGCGCAAGACUGCAUUCAUCGGCAGGUAAAGGCGUACAUCAAGGACCCUGUAAAGACAGGGCUGGAGCUUGUGCAUUUGUCGGAAACGGUGCUGGGUAGGCGCAGUCGUGGCGACCACAGUGCCGUGGAAUGGGGUGCGAGCGGGCGACAGGGGACGUCGUGGCGGUCGUCCGCGCACCGACAAAUCACUGAACGAGUGCCAUCGCCAGGGCAAACACCUUUGAGAGCGGUGGUAGCGGCUCGUCCCCCGUGGCAGGAUUGA
Trypanosoma grayi is the source of this 771-nucleotide messenger RNA. RefSeq lists its product as hypothetical. The record is from RefSeq and is a predicted model, not a curated record. The transcript has a single exon. Lineage: Eukaryota; Euglenozoa; Kinetoplastea; Trypanosomatida; Trypanosomatidae. The coding region runs from base 1 to 771 and encodes 256 amino acids.